This is a messenger RNA of Geosmithia morbida, 2238 nucleotides long. RefSeq names its product genetic interactor of prohibitins 3, mitochondrial. The coding region runs from base 1 to 2238 and encodes 745 amino acids. The record is from RefSeq and is a predicted model, not a curated record. NCBI's taxonomy places the organism in Eukaryota, Fungi, Ascomycota, Sordariomycetes, Hypocreales, Bionectriaceae. The transcript has a single exon. Gene Ontology annotation, cellular component: mitochondrion.
AUGCACCGGGCAGUUUCUGCGCGAUGGCUUUCUCGAGCUCUUCGCAUCCGUGAGGGGCCGUCUCUCUUGUCCACGGCCCCCCCUACAUUUCUAUGCCCAGCCGUCGCCUUUCACGCAAGCAGCGGUACCAGCAGAACAUGUCUCGCCGCGACUCCUGCCCAACGGCGCAGGUUGCAUAUCGAGGCGACCUCCACCGAACAAGCCGUUGACGAUCCGACCCCUGGGACUGCUGGAGAGCCUGAGGUGCAGUCAGUAUCCGCGCCGUUACCACGUCGCAAACUUCCCGUCACCUGUGCGGGAUGCGGUGCCCUCAGCCAGACACACGACGAGAAGCAGCUCGGAUUCUACAACGUCAAGGGUAAACGAGUGCAAAAGUGGCUCCGACCGGAGAAGCAGCUGUCGGCAAAGGAGAAGAAGAGCCAGGAAGACCAUGUCGUCAGCACGGCCCUCUCAACGCUGGGCGCUGAGGAGCUCGAGGCCCUGGGCAUCAACCCGUCUCGACUUGAGGCAGGAGAACUCCCCGGCCAGCACGAUGGCGAGGAAUCCAGCGUCAUCGGAGAGCAAGCCGGGGGGAAGCCUCCUGUGUGUGAGCGCUGCCACAGCCUGAGCCACCACGGCCUGCACGGGAGCGCGAGCGCCGACGUGGUCAUGUACCAUCCCACCGUAGAGUCCCUGCGCGAGACGAUUGAGGAGUCCCCCCACCGGUACAACCACAUCUACCACAUCAUCGACGCGGCCGACUUCCCCAUGUCGCUGAUCCCGCGACUCAACGUGCUCCUGGGCGACAUCCCCCUGCGCACGCGCAACCGCCGCUCGCGCGCCCACAAGUACAUGAAGGACCGCCAGAUCGAGAUGAGCUUCGUCAUCACGCGCGGCGACCUGCUGGGCCCCACCAAGGAGAAGGUCGACAACAUGAUGCCGUACCUGCGCGAUGUGAUGCGCGACGCCCUGGGUCGGCUGGGCGGACGAAUUCGUCUGGGGAACUUGCGCUGCGUGAGCGCCAAGCGCUCUUGGUGGACGCACCAGCUCAAGGAGGAUGUCUGGAAGCGCGGCGGUGCCGGGUGGAUGGUCGGCAAGGUCAAUGUCGGCAAGAGCCAGCUGUUUGAAGCCAUCUACCCCAAAGGCAGGAUGAGCUUGCCCGCGCCGGCGGCCAGGAGGGAUGGCGAACACGGCGUCUCCGUGUACCCCCGUGAGGAGCAGCUCCUGCCACCCCCGGCGAAUGAAGCGUACGGGGACGACGCAGACGAACUCUAUGUCUCCAGCCUGCUGCCUCCGCUCCAGCCGGCCCGGCAGUAUCCCGACAUGCCCAUGGUAUCCGACCUCCCGGGCACCACUGCGUCGCCCAUCCGCAUCCCUUUCGGCAACAAGAAGGGCGAGCUGGUCGAUCUCCCUGGCCUGGCCCGCAGCGACUUGGAGCUGUUCGUCAAGCCGGAGCACAGGAAGUCUCUCGUCAUGAAGAGCCGCAUCGUCCCGGAGCAGCUGUCCUUUACCUCGACGCACUCGCUCCUCCUCGGCGGCGGGCUGAUCCGCAUCACCCCCCGCACCCCCGACGUCACCUUCCUCGUGUACAACUUCACCCCACUCGACGAGCACGUCACCAGCACGGUCAAGGCCAUCGACUUCCAGAACCAGACGCGCGUGUCGUCCGGCGUGGAAAACUUGUCCCUUCCCGGGAUCGGCGACAGGAUGCUCCAUGCGGGGACCUUCCAGCUCAAAUACGACGUCACCAAGGGUCGUGCCGGUCCGCUGACGAGGAAGGCAGCCGUCGGCUUGAAGGUAGAGAACCUGCCCUUUCGCGUCUUGUCUGUCGACAUCCUCAUCGAGGGGGUGGGAUACGUCGAGGUUGUAGCGCAGGUCCGCGCCAAGGACCUGCAGCGGAGAUCGUCUUCAAGCCUUCCUCCCCCUCGGGAAGUUGAAGAAGAAAACGAGGAGGAGGAGAAGGACCCGUUUGCUGCCAUGGCGAGCCAGCGUCGCGAUGCAAGCGGUGCUGCCCCCCUCCCAGCGAGGCGGGAGCCGAAGCCGAAGCCGCAGCACAACAUCGAUGAGCAGCUGGGCGAGCCUGACUGGCCGGCCGUCGACGUCUUUUCACCUGAGGGUCGUUUCGUGGGCUCUCGCAUGCCGAUUGAGGGAUGGCUGAAUAACAAGCCGCUCGUCAAGCCGGAGCACAAGAGGAGUCGCCCGAGAAAGAGUAUGAGAGGGCAGAAGAAGAUGGAGAAGAUGGAGAAGAGAGCGGCUUGA